Myxocyprinus asiaticus (Chinese sucker) is the source of this 2949-nucleotide messenger RNA. Its product is annotated as receptor-interacting serine/threonine-protein kinase 2-like. Lineage: Eukaryota; Metazoa; Chordata; Actinopteri; Cypriniformes; Catostomidae. Gene Ontology annotation, molecular function: JUN kinase kinase kinase activity; ATP binding. Bases 883 to 2160 code for a protein of 425 amino acids. The record is from RefSeq and is a predicted model, not a curated record. The transcript is spliced from 11 exons. Gene Ontology annotation, biological process: regulation of apoptotic process; protein phosphorylation.
UAAGAAAAGUACGGAUAUUGGAAAAGGUCUGUUCUGAGCAAGUACUAGUCCCAUUGGGUGUGUACAAGACUCAUUCUUUAGUUGGGCUAGUGUGGGACUGGAUGACUGAGGGAUCUCUAGAUGCAGCACUGCAUGAGUUCUGGAAUGCCCAAUUCCCAAUGUGCUCUAAAUCCUCGUGGUGGCGUAGUGAUUCGCCUCAAUCUGGGUGGCAGAGGACGAAUCUCAGUUGCCUCCGCCUCUGAGACCGUCAAUCCGCGCAUCUUAUCACAUGGCUUGUUGAGCGCGUUACCACGGAGACAUAGCACGUGUGGAGGCUUCACGCUAUUCUCUGUGGCAUCCACGCACAACUCACCAUGCACCCCACCGAGAGCGAACCACAUUAUAGCGACCACGAGAAGGUUAACCCAUGUGACUCUACCCUCCCUAGCAACCGGGCCAAUUUGGUUGUUUAGGAGACCUGGCUGGAGACACUCAGCACACCCUGGAUUCGAACUCAUGACUCCAGGAGUAGUAGUCAGUGUCUUUACUCGCUGAGCUACCCAGGCCCCCCAAAAUGCUAAUUCUUGAUAUCUGGAAUGUAAUUACUACUAGUGAAAAUUCGAAUUUUAGUAGAAUUUCACAACGAUAUUAAGAAUUAGAAUUUUAACUAGUGAAAAUGUUCGAACAUAUACGAAAUAUUAAAAGUCAAUUCGGCCAUAAGUAACUAUAAGGAUUUGAGUCAAAAGUUCAAAACCCUCUUAAAUUAAAAUAUUUUUUGUGAAUUCAAUCCUCCAAACUAAACUAAAACUUUAAUAUCAUACUAUUUUUGUAAUAGCUUUAGGGUAAACAAGUGAACACAGCUAAACCACACUGGAAUGCAUUCAAGCAAGGUUCAACUAUAUAAUGAAGACAGACCUGUUCCCAGAGCUUUCAAUGGCUCUUUGUCUUCAAAUCCUGUUGGAUGUUGCUGAAGGUUUAGCUCAUCUCCAUGCUAUUCCGUUGCCUCAUGGAGCCCUGAAAGCCACUAAUGUUCUUCUCAACCAACACUACCGUGCCAAGUUGUGUGACUGGGGCCAAAAUUUGACGAUGACCACCUCGAAUGGCAAUGGGCCAUGUUACAGAGACUUGGCAUAUAUGUCGCCUGAAGUCAUACUAGGUGCCAUUCCUUCUGUGGAGGCUGACAUAUACAGUUUUGGGGUUCUACUAUGGGAAGUGUUGAACAGAAAGCGUCCAUGUGAAGGUAUUGAUCAACUUCAGACCCAGAUGCUCUUUACUCAGGAUAAGUUGGAGCUUGGUGUGGCGGUUGACUUACUCCCACCAAUGACCCCUCAAAACCAUGCCCUAACCCAGCUCAUGAUUACAUGCUUGAACUGUGAACCUAAUAAACGCCCGUCAGCUGAGGAGUGUGCGGUUGUUCUAAGGACAGCGUUGGCAGCAUUUGAUCCACAGACUUUCAGUGAGGCUGUUCUUCAUGUAAAAGCAUGCAAGGAGAGGAAGCAACUGAGCUAUAAAACCAGCUGGGAGUUGCCUAUUGAGCUACAUAACCUAGAACUCAACAGUGGAUUGAAUGGUCCCAAAAAUUGGACCUCCAAGGUGAUUCCAAGGAGUGAAAAUCAGACCAUGUCUCCGUCACAGAUUCCCAAAGUGCAUGCAAAAAGAAAAGUCUCUCUUCCAACAGCAACAAGGGGCUGUCCUCAGGUUGCAUGCUGUAGGGAUACAGGAAAAGAUUCAGUCCAAUCCGGAAGCACUGGCAGUGGUCAUGGUUUGACUCAGAAUGUUGCAUGUUGUGGAGUGCCCCAGAUACAGAGUCCUACAUCUUUAAGGCCCCUGUGUGUUUCUCUUACAACACUAUUUCAGAGUUCCACGCAGCACAGUGUACCAUGUCAAAUGUCUGCAGGAAUGAGCUGUUGUCGACUCUUGCAGGAGAGACGCGAGACCAUUGUGCGCUGCAUGACCGAAGGACGACUCAACAAAAUACUAGACAUGUUGCGGGCUCGGCAGGCUGUGACGCGUGAGACAUAUGAGAUCAUCACUGCAGCCCUGACCUUGACCGCACGCACUCGCUGUUUACUUGAUAUCUGUGCGUGCCUCGGUGAGAAUGUUGCCAUCUUGGUGGCCACAAAUUUGGGUCUAGUAUCCACUGAAAUUACUCAAAGAGCACAAAAGUGGCAGGCUGGUUAACUUGUGCCAAACAGGCCUGCACUAUAACAUGUCCUUAGUUUUCUAACAUGUUGCAGUUUUCAUUGUAUUCUUGUUUGAGGUGCUCUGAAGCAGAAAUUAAGAGAGGUCAGACUCUCUGGAAUGGUAUGCUGCCAUGCAGUUUCUAAAAAAAUCUCAUCAAAUUAACACCCAUUAUGCAGGGUGUUGCAGAUUUCAUUGUUUCCCAGUUCACAGACUGGAGGGAUUAUUCCAGUGCCUUUGAACAUGACGAUGUUCUGUUGGAGAGGCAAUUACUAUUUUGAUUACAUUCUUUUUGUGUUUAAAUGUGGAGAGGAAAAAUAUAACAAAAAAAAAAAAAAAAAAUCAUUUUAGGAGGAAAUGUAAGACUAUUUCCCUUAAUCAUCCAUACGUCCAUAUACUAUUUCUCACAUGGGGUGUUCAUUGUCAGCAUUUACUCUCAGUUGCCGUUAAUCUUGAAGCAGUUGUUCGAGAUGCUAAUAACAGAUUAUAAAGAGUUUACGCUAUUCUCUUUUCUAGCCUACUCUUCUUCACUUAGAUAUUACAUUUAUUCUUACUCUCACCACAUUCAUUAAGUGUGAAUGUAUUUCUUUGUGUACAAUGCAUUAUGAUACAAUGUUGAAUGUAGUAUGAUGGUAGACUUUAAAAUUGUGCAUGUUGCACAACAGGCUCAGUAGUUAGCAGUUUCUGAUCAUAGUGUAUCUUGCAACAAGACAUUUUUUUAAUUGCAAUUAAUGGAAUAUUGUAUAUCCUAUGUAAAUAGCACACCAUAUAUAAAACAAAAAUUGAAUA